GGUGCGAGCGGCGGCGAGCGGGGCCGGUGGCGGCGAGGACUGGGCUCAUGCAUUGCACCAGAGUAUUAGACUACUUUCCUCACAAACAAGCGAUGGCUGUGGAUGUAGCAAUGCAGCUGUACCUGUGCCCUUCACCCCUGCGAAGAGAGAAGCGUUCCUGCAAAAUUGCUCCAAAGCCAAUCAAGCCUCUGCGACCCUGCAUCCAGCUGAACAGCAAGGCCGUGCUGGGUGGGCCAGAAGAGGCACCGAACUCCUUUACAGAAAACAAGGUGAAGAAGAAGGUGUCAUUUGCAGAUAGCAGGGGCUUUGCUCUGACAAUGGUAAAGGUGUUCUCGGAGUUUGAUGAUCCCCUAGACAUUCCUUUCAAUAUCACUGAGUUGAUAGACAACAUCGUGGGGCUAACAACAGUGGAGAGCGACAGCUUCGUCUUGGAUUUUGUUCAGCCCUCUGUCGACUACUUGGACUUCAGAAACCGUCUUCAGGCAGACUGUGUGUGCCUUGAAAAUUGUACACUCAAGGAGCGGUCUGUUGUGGGCACAGUGAAGGUGAAGAAUCUUGCUUUUGAAAAGACUGUGAGGAUCAGGAUGACGUUUGACACCUGGAAAAGCUUUGCAGACUACCCGUGCCAGUAUGUCAAGGAUGUGUACGAAGGGUCAGACAGGGACACGUUUUCCUUUGACAUCAGCUUGCCGGAGGGAAUUCAAUCCCAUGAAAGAGUUGAGUUUGCCAUCUCCUUUGAGUGCAACGGGAAAGUGUACUGGGACAGCAACAAGGGCACAAAUUACAGGAUCAUUCGGUCUGAACUGAAGUCUGCUCAGGAAGCAUUUCGCCCUUCAGGUGGCCCUGACUUUGGAAGUGCCUUUGACCAGUUUGGGAGUCCCCGGUGCUCCUAUGGCCUGUUUCCUGAGUGGCCAAGCUACUCGGGCUAUGAGAAGCUAGGGCCUUACUAUUAAUCUGGGGACAAAGUCCUGAUUGACUAACUGUUGCUGGCCUGUCUGCAGGCCUGGGAGCUGGUCUGAACGUGAGGUGCGUCAAAAGACAAGAAGCGAUGCUUCACGUAGUCCUGCAGGAGCCUCCCAGCAAAAUGAGAUGAGCCUAGUGCUCUGCUGGAGGCUGACUUACGGUCAGGGAAGCAUCUCUGUCAUAGUAGGCUACCUUCCCCAUCUUAAGUCAGACCACUGGCUCUCCAGAAGAUUAAAGGAACAGGAGAUGCUGGUCCAUUCACUGCUGCUAGUCCUUCCUCUUGUAUAAAGCUGCUAGUCUCCAGAGAAACACUUGCCACAGUGCUUGUAUUGUCUGUCUAAGCUAUGUAGUGGUGGUUGGUUUGUGUGUGGAUUGCUAGUGUUAGUGUGUUUGUUUUUUUUUUUUUUUUCCCCAAGUAUUUUCUAGUAUUUCUUUAGUGUGCUGUACUUCAGCUUUGUGCUGCUCCUGCAGAGCUGAGGUGUAUGUGUCAGGAAAUAAUAACUUAUAAACUGGUUGGCUUGUGGGGGAUUGAGUCCUCUUCUUGCAUCCUUACUUGUAGUGUGGGGCCCUCUCUUGUGGGUGGAAGAGGGGGUUUUGGAAAUGAAAAUGCAACUGUGAUGAUGGGAAGUGUGACCUUGUGGCCUGCCAUAUUAGGAGACAUACGUGCCCCUGGAGGAGAAUGUGUGUAUGUAUAGUCACCAAUUGUUUUAUCAGCUGAUCUUGAAAAGCUUUCAUCAUAACCUUGGUGGUAUUACCUAAAAAUAGAGCUGAGCUAUAGCUGUGUGGUGCUCAUAGCAGCUGUGGGUUGACAGCAUUGAUUAUUUUCUUCAGGACCCUCUGUUUUUUAAAUCAUAAGUGACAGAUGAUGCUUUUCCCCUUGAUGCAUAUACAAAGUCAGCUGUUGGCCUUGCUAGGUCCUGCAAAUGCUGUUCUCUCCUGCAGGCUGGAAGGCAGGGUCGUGCUCUGCCUGCAGAGGUUGGGCCUGUGUGGAGAGCGAUGCCCAGGCGUCGUGGCAGUUUAAUAUGAACAAAGCCCACGGCUGCUCUCUGCUGUGUCCUGCUAAGAGAAGGCCAUGGAGCCUGCUGUAGUGGAAGUCCCUUGGCUGAGAAAGUGGUUGUAUAUGCAAUUCCAGUAAUGGUUUGCCUGUUGAUUUCCAAGCCUCUUGGAUACUAGCUGAGCAGAGUAACUUAUUCCCCAUGCUCAAAGUGAGAGUAGUGAAUAACUUGUAGAAACAGGUCAAGAGAAUAUAUUUUUCUUCUAGUACAUAAGUUCUCUCUCUAUAUAUAUAUUUUGGAAGGGGGCUGCUUAUAAUAGCCUCUGUUUAAGGGGCUGGAGAAAAGCAAAGUACUAGGCUACUUAACUUUUUUAAACUUGGCUUUUAAUUCUGGAGACUACUGUAUAAAAUAGUUCUAAACUGUUUUGCCUUAACUUAGAAGAUGUACUGAGCUCGUUAGAUACUGAAAGGAUAAGAAGAGCCUGAAGGAAUAUUAGCUAACCUUCAACUGCUGCUUUUCUUUUUCCUCCCUCUCUCCUAAAACCCAACAUCAGUGUAUCUUAUCCCUGUGCUUGAUCACAAGUUCUAGGCAGCAAACUUACUUGCUAGCCCAGCGCUCAUCAGGCUUGAUAUCUCUGUUCAGCUUCCUGCAUCGGUCCUGUUGACCUACAUCCUCUAAUAUGGUCUCUCUUGAGGGACCACUGCCUAGCUUGGCUUGAAGCUGUUUUUUAGACUUAAAGCAAAUACGAGUGAUACUGAUCUAGGAUUUAGUGUGUUAUGUUAAUGCUCUAAAACACUAACAGUAGAAAGAGCUGUGUUCUCCUAGCAUGUGCUCACGCCUGGGGAAGGCUGGUGGUGGCCUGAAGGAAGGCAUGUAUGUCCAAGGUGCUGUGGAUGGUGGUAUCUCCUCUUAGGGCCUGUGUGUUUUCAGGCCAUGGAAGUGGUGUGCUGAGGGAAGAGUAUGGAAGAUAAGCUAGAAGAGCAAUACCAUAUGUAAAAGAUGGGCUUGGAACUGACUGUAUGACCAAUAGUGGUUUAAAAUUACUACUUGUGGCCUUUCCCCUUCUCCCCUUCUCCAUUGCUAAUGUGAAUGUAGAAGCGAGGGGUUGCUCUCCUCACUCUAUGCCUGGAAGUGCCUUGUGGGAUUUUCUGCAUGGUUGUUUUAAAAAGAUAUUUUUGUACACAACACCAGUGAAAAAUGCACUUUAUAAUUGCAAUGUAAUGACUCUCUUUUUAAAAACUGUGGUUCUGUUUUUAUCUGAUUGUUAAAAUAAAGAUGGAACAAAACA
Rhea pennata is the source of this 3246-nucleotide messenger RNA. RefSeq names its product protein phosphatase 1 regulatory subunit 3B (gene PPP1R3B). Gene Ontology annotation, biological process: regulation of glycogen biosynthetic process. The transcript is spliced from 2 exons. The coding region runs from base 48 to 953 and encodes 301 amino acids. Gene Ontology annotation, molecular function: protein phosphatase 1 binding; glycogen binding. The record is from RefSeq and is a predicted model, not a curated record. Gene Ontology annotation, cellular component: protein phosphatase type 1 complex. Lineage: Eukaryota; Metazoa; Chordata; Aves; Rheiformes; Rheidae.